This is a messenger RNA of Mycena indigotica, 567 nucleotides long. RefSeq lists its product as uncharacterized. The transcript has 4 exons. Gene Ontology annotation, cellular component: intracellular membrane-bounded organelle. The coding region runs from base 1 to 567 and encodes 188 amino acids. The record is from RefSeq and is a predicted model, not a curated record. NCBI's taxonomy places the organism in Eukaryota, Fungi, Basidiomycota, Agaricomycetes, Agaricales, Mycenaceae. Gene Ontology annotation, biological process: vacuolar protein processing.
AUGGCCAACGCAGCGGCCAAAAAAAUCGCAAGCCAAAAUGAGGCUACUGUAAAGACCCUGAAACUGGGGAUGCUUUUGCCAACUAUUCUGUCCCUCAUUCUGCGUUUCCUCUUUCGCAGAUCGUCUCUGCCGCCUUCCAAAGGCUCGCUCUUCCUCUACACGGCUACAUUCUUUCCUGCCUUCUUCCUAUCUAACUAUCUCAUCAAAAUUGGCACAACAAGACGGGACCCCACAACAGGCACAUUAAUAUCUUUUGGUGAAGAUCUCAGCCAGCCUGGCGUUAUCGAAUGGUGCUUUGAUGUCCUCUACAUUACCUGCAAGUCAAGGCUUUGCCAAAUUGGAUCUGGCGCGUUUGGCGAAUGGUUCUGGUGGUUCUACAUGGUGAUACCACUAUACGCUAUCUUCAAGCUAUGGACAUCAUUCAUCUCCCCUAUGGUCUUUGGAAGGUCCUCGGCCCCACCAGAAGAAUCGACUCCACAGGAAUCAACUAGCAAACGACAGGAGAAGCUGCGCAAAAGGAAUGAACGUGGCGACCCGCGGGUUCGUGCUCAGACUGUCAAGAGAUGA